CAUCUCGGCAGAAACAUGAUUUCUACGUAGUUCCGCAGACAGUAAACAACCAGCGCAGUCCCCUCCACACACGGCCAGUAUCUGACACCGAGAGGAGCACCGCGGGUCCGGCGCUGCUCCCGUCAGCGGAACCAACCCCUCAGCGGCUCGUAGACGGACAUGAGCCGAGACUGAAUGAGGAGAUAGCGAGCUCCGCUCCGCUCACCUUGCCGGCGCUGCGAUGGCGAUGGAGAACACGGAGGAGCUCUCGCCCCUGCGGAUCACCGCCACGGUGCGGGCGCUCAGCUCCGCGCUGCGGGGGAAGCGGGAACACGUCCACGGCUCCGGCCGUGGCAAAGGCGACAGGACGUUCCCCGAACCGGAGAAGCUCUGGUUCAAGGAGAGCAGCGCGAAGAACCUGCGGAACAGGGACUUCUUGUCGCCGAGCACCAUGCUGAACACGCUGUAUGCGGACGGACAGGUUCCGCCGGCGGUGAUGUCCCGGGUCCUGUCGCUCCGGGGCAGCGGGGUCCUUCCUGUGGCGGGCGGGGAGGUGAUGGGCGAGGGCUUGAGGCUGCGAGUGGACCGGGUCGCAGCUUUCAGGGCCGUCCUGGCAGGUGGAAUCACCGAGUAUCUAAAGCCCUCCGGUCAGCGGGAGGGCUGCGUCGUGCUCAACUGCCCGGCACUGCACCCUAAACCCAACCCACCCGCUCCUGACACGCUGAGCCUGGGCCAGCUGAGGACGGUUCUGCUGGCCGACCACAUGGGGGCGAUGUUGAGGAGACAAGGAUUUGAAGUGUCCUUCUGCCCAACUCUCCCCGAGGACAGCGACGUCGCCGCCUUCCUCCGAGCUCUGGGCAUCGAUUGGCCGACGGCUCGAGCUAACUGGACGAACGACGAGCGGGAGGAGAGGAUCCAGAAGGUGCUAGAGAGCUCUCCCUACAGAGAGAGGGGAACGGGGAGCGGCCGGAGGAGCAGCGGGGGAGGAGGUCGGAAGGCUGUGGAGGAGGAGAACGAAGGAGGGCUCAGGAUUAAUUUGAAACAGGUGUUCCAGGAAGAGGGCAUGCUGGGGUACGACCCCACCCUCGGCACCUGCAAAGUUCACAGAGACAGUGUUUCCCACCUGGCCCAGCUGGACCUGUCCACGGCCGACAUCACGGGAACCAUGGUGACAGUGCUACAUGUGACUUCCUGUCAGGACGAGUUUCGCCAGCAGCAGAUAGCGGUGCUGUGGAGGGCCAGCGGAGCGGCACACAGUCAGAGACAUCUUGUGUGUGGACCUGUGAAGACCCCCGGUUCUCACCUCACCGCCGCACAGUACCUGCAGCUGAGAAAAGGUCAGAUGAAGGAGGCCUCUGAGAUGAAGUACGGAGAUAAAGUAGAAGGUCAGACCUGGGAUGACAUCAUCAAAGUCAUGACCUCUGCCACGAUCAGAUUUGAGCUACUAUCAACCGUUCACACAAGUCCUGUGACACUGGACGUCCAGAGGGAAGGGGGCGUGUCAACCAAAGGGCCAAGAGGAGGCGUGUUUGUCAUGUACAACUGUGCCAGGCUGCACACUCUGUUCGACAGCUACGAGAGAGGAGUGGAGAAGGGUCUGUACCCAGAAAUCCCCGAUGGCUCCCAGCUCGACUUUUCUGCUCUCAAAGAAGAGGGAGAGUGGCUUUUGCUCUUCAAUUACCUCAUCCCUUUCUCGGAGCUGCUCGACCAAUCAGGACAGGCGCUGGAUUGUGAAGGAGGAGGAGCCAGAGUGAACAUUAAAACCGAACAGAUCUGUAAAUUUCUCGUCUCGCUCAGUAAAGACUUCAGUUCGUACUACAACAGAGUCCAUGUGCUCGGGGAGCCGUUGCCUCACCUCUUCAACCAGAUGUUUUGUCGUCUCCAUCUGCUAAGAGCCCUGAGGGAGCUCUACCACAGCGCUCUGGAGACCCUGAACCUCCCCCCCAUCAGGCAGCUAUAGCCUCGACACGACCCCCCCCCCCUCAUCCUUCACAGUUAGCUUCAGCCACACCACUCUUUUCCUGAACCCUCGCCUCCUGUGCGUCGUGUAUCCAGCUGAGACACAGUGUUCCAUAUAAUUGUACGGUUUCACCUGCUUCUGCAGCUGCCCGUCAGUGUUAGCGGACGUUCUGAAGCCGGAUAUGUGAUAGAUGUCCCUGUAAGAUAGUGGUUCAGUUAAAGAGCUGUUUUUUGAAGGAAUAAUUUGGGAUUUUGACUUGGAUAAUGAGCGUGGAUAUCAGAAGCUACGUGCGAGUCGACCGAGACGGUCCGCCUCUUGCUAACGUCUCACGCGCUUGUCUUACAUUUCGUCUCGAUGAGAAGCCGAUCAAUCCAAAACGUCAAAGUAUUCCUCUACUUCUUUACGUCAGCACACCUAGGACCAGAACAUUAGCACCAGAACGGACCAAUCUGCCAUGUUUCAAUAAGUGUUUGUCUUGAUAUUCAUUCUUGCUCCUGUAACAGCCCCACUGACUGAUACGUGCGCCGACUCGAUAACACGCUGAACCAAAUAGCUCUACUUUAAGACGUGUGCCAAAAAAACAUAGUAAGAUGAAUCUCCCAACCAGCGCGUAGGAAGGUUGAACGCUCUAAAAAACCUGCCUUAAUGUCUCUACAGAUGCUUUUUGACCAAUGUUAGCUCGGAUCAGAUAGGUUUUGUGUGUCUUGGGGUACAUUUGAUCCAAUUAGAACCUGAAAGGUUGACGUUUGUUUUCACGCGUUUCUCAUUUGCCGUAUACUAAAAGGGAGAAUCCGACUAAACAGCCUAACUUUGGUCCAAACCAACCUAACCUCCUGCUCACCAGUCAUCAGCUGUACAGUUGUCAUUUUUGGCAGAGUAAACCUGUUUUAUUUAACGUCUUGUUUCGCCUCAUGUCUGAAGUUUAAGCUGCUUUCGUGAAGCCAAUGAAACGGAUCGUUAAUAGCGCAGCUAUAAAGACAUGCCAAGGCAGACUUAAACCUGCCUUCGAACAAACUGAUUUUAAAUUCAGGAUCACGCGGUAUAAAUGGAGCACUCUGCAUUUACGCAGUGCAUGUAUUAGCACCACUGGAUCAAAAAGCGUUUAAAUUAUGUAAUCUUUUACAGAACUAAUGCAUGCUCACACUGAAAAGGAUUACUGAAUUACGAGGAGGAGUCCUGUCAUCGUUGAGUUCCAGCAUCCACGGUUAUAAUGUGAAGCGGGGGGGGGGGGGGUUCGUUUCUUUUUGCCUCUCUUCAAAAUGGUAGAUUGAUUGUCAUGUGAGAAAAAUAUUUGCCCAUAUAUACAGUCGGAGCAGAAAUGAAAAGGGUUAAAACAACUGGAAAUAAAACAAAUAAGCCUGGACCGGGACCAAGUUUAGCUUAUCGUCAAAAGAGAGUCAGGGGGAUGAAAGGGAUGGUAGAAAAAAACUCCCAGAUUUGUAGAGACAGAUAUGUCCCUCUCAAUCUAAAAUAAAUAUUAAAAGAUUACCUUCUUAAUGCUAUAGCCAAUAAGUAGGGAUAGGUGCUACCCAUGUGUUUCGUUUGAAUUCAAUCAAACUGGGUUUACCUCUGCACAAGAAAGUUGUAGCCAAAUUAGGAAAACCUGUGUCAUUGUUGAACAUUAAUUAAACUUGCAAACAAGAAGAAUGAAAAUGCAAAAUAGAGGAAGGAGUUGACGACAGUCUAUUUGCUGACUUUCAAAGAGGUCGUUGGAAAAGCUAAGUGAAGCAAACGUCUCUAAACGAACUAGCUCUACGGUACCGAACCCUUUUUUCUGUUGCUCAAUAAAUCCCAUUCAUGUCCCGCCUCUUUAAAUCAACUCCACUUCCCUGUGUGUAGCCAAGGUUUAUUGAUCCCAGUUCAUUCAUGUUUACCACUGUGUAUUUAUGAAUUUCCACAGAAAUAUUUAUUGUUGGUUUGAAAAAAAAAAAAAGAUAUCUGUACAUUGUGUAUGUUAUGCGCACAAGUCUUAACCUGGGUGUGAUCAUAAAGUUACCAAGUAAACCCUUAAUCCCUCUGGACAAGUCACAGCUGUUGGUGUUACACUGUAGAGUAAGUUAUUGACAAAAAUACCUAGCAGAUAUUAGGGUUGUUGUGCCACAAAGUUAGAAAAUAUAUGAAAUAGCAUGAAAUUUAUACAUAAAAAAAAGUGUUAUUUAUAGAAAUGUGAGGGGAAGACGUAAUGGCAUUUCCAUAAAUGUCCCACAACUCAUUUUUAUCAGUCUUCUGGAUGAUUUUAUACAUUAAAUGUAUAUUUCAACAUGGAACAAAACUGGUGAAUUGUAAACAAAUAUAAAACAUAAAAAAAAAUAACAUUUCAAAGCUGGAUUUUUUGUUUGUUUGUUUGACACCUGCAUAUGUGUGGAACAGUGAAGAGAAAGAUGUUGUUUGCCACUGUAAUUGUAACAGUAUUAAAGCAGAGGAUAUGCAUAAAUAAA
Messenger RNA from Fundulus heteroclitus (mummichog), 4377 nucleotides. It is a transcript of the gene dalrd3, whose product is annotated as DALR anticodon binding domain containing 3. The coding region runs from base 221 to 1939 and encodes 572 amino acids. NCBI's taxonomy places the organism in Eukaryota, Metazoa, Chordata, Actinopteri, Cyprinodontiformes, Fundulidae. Gene Ontology annotation, molecular function: ATP binding; tRNA binding; arginine-tRNA ligase activity. The record is from RefSeq and is a predicted model, not a curated record. The transcript is spliced from 13 exons. Gene Ontology annotation, biological process: tRNA C3-cytosine methylation; arginyl-tRNA aminoacylation.